Messenger RNA from Paramecium tetraurelia, 420 nucleotides. RefSeq lists its product as uncharacterized. The transcript has a single exon. The record is from RefSeq and is a predicted model, not a curated record. Lineage: Eukaryota; Ciliophora; Oligohymenophorea; Peniculida; Parameciidae.
AUGUUUGGAGAUGAUGAGAAAAAUCAUCGUAAGUUAAAACCUUUGAUUGUUUACGACGAUAUCACAGAUAGAUAACAGUCAAUGACUAGUUCAUCAUCGAGCUCGUCUUACUUAAAAAAGGUCAAUUAGAAAUUAACUCAAUCAACUGAAGCUGACAAUCAAAUUGAUAAUACUAAUACUACUUCUUUUUAUACAAUAAUAAGCAAAUACUAUGACUAUUACAAUAACCAACCAACUCAAAGAGAGAAACCACAAAUCCCUUAAAACCCUGUUAAAAAAAUUGAGAGACUCUAUACAGAAUAAAAUGAAUAAAUCAAUAACCAAUAAGUCAGGCGAAAAAGCACAAGGAAGCUUGAAGAGCAGAAAUUAAAAAAUAAGAAACCUAAUCCUUCUUAUAAUAAAAAUAAGUAACUUUUUUGA